UUCCUGCGUGCCCCUGGAGAAACCAAACGCCUCUUUUCCUUCUCGACCCUUUCCUAUCGGUCUUCUGGCGAAUCGAACGAAGCUUUCUUCCCUUACUCCCUCUCAUCCACCUCCGGCCCGUCGUUCCCCCGCCGACCACCGUCCCUACCGCCGUCUGCGCCAUCACCGUCCGGCCGGAUCGCCGGUCCGAACCCUGCAUCGCUCGGAUUACAUAGCGGCAGGCAAACGAGAAGGAGGCGGCGUUGGAGUUUGAGGGAAAAGAAAAAAAGAAGAAGAAACAGAUCGUUGCCGAGUCCAUCUGGAUCUCUCUCCUUGGAAGCAUGGAGCCAAAGGCUAGCGAUACCGAUGACUUCCUUGAAUCCACGGUGCUUCUGGACGAAGCACAGUAUGAGGAGGGAUUCAAAGACGGGUAUAAUGAUGGCUUGGGCUUGGGAAAGGAGGAGGGCAGAGAAGUGGGCUUGAAGCUGGGAUUUCAAGUUGGGGAGGAGCUGGGCUUCUAUCGGGGCUGCGUCGAUGUGUGGAGCUCAGCGAUUCGGGUCGACCCAGGGGCGUUCUCAGCUCGGCUUCGAAAGAGCAUUGAACAACUGGGAGAGCUGGUGGAUAAGUAUCCCCUGUCAGAGCCAGAGAAUGAGCAGGUUCAAGAGAUGAUGAACACCAUGAGGCUAAAAUUUAGGGUUAUUUCGGCGAUGUUGGGGGUGAGGUUGGAGUAUGAAGGCUACCCAAAAUCAUCGGAAACAGAUGUGGUGGAUUUUUGGCGAGAGAAACAAAAAAUGCUGAAAUCAAUGCUUGCUUGCUGCAAGCUCUAUAUAUCUGAAAGCCGUAACUCUCUUGCGCUGGAAUCGAUUGAGGUGGCUGCAAAAUUAUACCCGGAAGCUGUUGUCAUCAACAAAUUCAAGGAUGAGGCCUACAACAGAGUUGGCUAUACACUUGUCUCAUGCUUUGAUACCACCUCAUCGCCUGAUGUUGCCCCCUUGAAGAAUGCAGUGCUCAGCAUGGUUAAAGCAGCUUUUGAAACCAUUAAUCUUGAGUUACACUCUGGAACUCAUCCUCGGCUUGGAGUUGUCGACCACAUCUGCUUCCACCCUCUGGUUCACGGUUCGCUGGACAAGGCUGCAGGGAUCGCAAAGUCUGUGGCAGCUGAUAUUGGCCGAAAACUCCGAGUCCCCACCUUUCUCUAUGGAGCAGCUCAUGAGGGAGGUAGGACUCUUGAUUCUAUAAGAAGAGAGCUAGGCUAUUUCAAACCAAAUUCAGCUGGCAAUCUAUGGGCAGGAGGGCUUAGAUCAGAGGUUUUGUGUCUGAAGCCUGAUGCAGGCCCCCUCCAAUCAGCGCCAGCCAAAGGCGUUGUGGCCAUUGGGGCAACCAGGUGGGUGGAUAACUACAACGUACCCAUCCAGUCUACUGACAUCAAAGCUGCUCAAAGGAUUGCAAGGAGGCUGAGCGAGCGAGGCGGUGGGCUUAAAUCGGUGCAGGCUAUGGGGCUAGCCCAUGGUGAGGCAAUGACAGAGGUGGCAUGUAAUUUGCUGGAUCCAAGUAAAGUUGGAGCUGAUCAGGUACAGAUCGAAGUCCAGCGGCUCGCUUCAGAGGAGGGAUUGACUGCAGGCCAAGGUUAUUUUACCGAUUUUUCACAAGAAAAGAUUGUUGAAAUGUACAUGAGAUCCAUUGCAUCUGAUUAAAAUUGCUUCUUAGCAAACAAGUUGAUUGUGGUCAUCAUCUUAUAGUUCUAGAAUAAUUUGUUUUGACUACAUUAUGCUUAGUUCUGUGCGUGUUGAUGCAUAAUUCUCUGUAUAGGCUGCAAAUCUGUUGAAGUCAGACCUAAACCAGCACCCAAAAGUCAAGUCUAGAACUCGAAGCAUUAUUCCCAAGACCAGGCCUCUUGUAUGGUUCUUUAAGAAUUGAACACGACUUUGAUGAACUCGGAUGGACCUAGUUUGGUCAGACAAAAAAAAUAGUUCAAACUGUUUAAACUCACACAAUGUUACUUUUUCAAUAGUAUGAAGGGUCUCCUGAGAAAAUGACCAAUUUUUACA
Phoenix dactylifera (date palm) is the source of this 2027-nucleotide messenger RNA. NCBI's taxonomy places the organism in Eukaryota, Viridiplantae, Streptophyta, Magnoliopsida, Arecales, Arecaceae. The record is from RefSeq and is a predicted model, not a curated record.